Molecule: messenger RNA, 1305 nt
Organism: Epinephelus moara (kelp grouper)
Lineage: Eukaryota; Metazoa; Chordata; Actinopteri; Perciformes; Serranidae
Product: Ig-like V-type domain-containing protein FAM187A
Exons: 5
Coding region: 1-1305 (434 amino acids)
Source: RefSeq, a predicted model, not a curated record
AUGCCUCCUCCAUCCUCCUGUCCCCUCCUCCUCCUCCUCCUGCUCCUCCUGUUUUCUGAGGCGUGGAGCUACGAGGCUCCUGAGGAUAAGCACGAUGUGUUUGCGAGGAGAGCCUGCCCCGCCUUCCUGACUUUCACCAACGCUGCCUACUUGGCUGGAGUCACUGUGGAGCUGCCCUGCCACUGCAAACCAGAACAGAUCCAAUCAGUUGUGUGGUUCUUCAGGAAACAUCUAAGCAGCUCCAAAGACACUAAAGCCCUGACUGAUCACCAUGGCAACAGGCUGCUGGACCGUAGUCGUGUCCCUCACAGCGGCGACCUGCGCAGUCGAUUCUCCAUCCGUCUCUUCAGCCUGCUGAUCUUCAGGGCGGGGCCCGACGACUCCGGCAUCUAUAUCUGCGGCUCCGUCCACGAAGACUUCUUCUAUGGUUACGACCUGGACAUCCAGGAGGCGCGUACACUCAGCUUCACACCACGGCUCACUCCAGAAAAUACCAGCAAGAAAAGGACAAAGACUAAAGGACUCGGCUCUGCUCAGUCGCUGUACCGGGUCUUCACCAGCUUCCGGCCCUGGUCAGUGUGCGAUCGCUGCGGAGUACCUGGAGAACAGGUCCGUGUGGGACUCUGCUACGUCCACUCCCACUACCUGCAUGUACGCUACAGACGGGCCAAUCAGACAGUGGCAUCAUGCGGCUCAGGGGCGGUGCCCAGGGCGUUUGGACAACUGAAGGGAAGCAGAGUUGGAGCCAAGCUGGAAGUCAAAAGCUGUCAGGUCACUUGUCCACCUCAGGCUCCUCCACCCUCCAAAAUCAUUGCUCUGAUGGCGUUUCUUGGGUACAAUUCUGCCUCCCGUCCUGUAGAGGUGCCAGUGUUCCACCUGAACCACCCUGCAGACCGUGUCCUGACACUGGGCUGUCCUGGGGCACGACCUAACAUGGCCGUGGCCUGGGACCGAGGAUCUGAACCCAUCUACCGGUCUGCACACUCGGCAGGUCGUAACCUCGGCGUCACAUCGCCCAGGCUGCUGAUAGACACCGGACACCACCUGGUGUUUACACCUGCAACAAUUCAAGACUCAGGUGUCUACUACUGCUGGCUGCAGGGUCACCGGGCUGCUGAGAUACGUCUGCUGGUCUACGCCCAUUUAGGCCGGGGACAGUCAGUGACAUCACAUCCUGAGUUCCAGACAGCUCUUCAGACAGUGCUCAGAUCAUACGCUGUGAUGACAGCUGUGUUUUGCCUGCUAUUGUUUGGAAGAGCUGGAGUCAGACACCUCAGAGACACCGCCGAAACACACGUGGAUUAA